CAGUAUUCUCUUGCAUUCCAUCUCAAAUACAUUCAUAUAAAUUCCUCUUCUUUCUUACACCGUGUACUAGAUACGACCUUUGGAGGAAGAAUCCCUAUUGUCACUUUGAACGAAAACAAGGAAUACGAAGCAAAGCAGCAAUGGCAGCUCCUAUGCAAGUUGACGAAGCCGUCCCUGGUGACUCUAUCGAUGAGGGCUUGUACUCUCGUCAACUCUAUGUGUUGGGCCACGAAGCGAUGAAGAAGAUGGCCACUUCCAACGUUCUUAUUGUUGGCAUGAAGGGCCUUGGUGUUGAGAUUGCCAAGAACGUUGCCUUGGCAGGUGUCAAGACUGUCACCAUCUACGACCCUUCUGCAGUAGAAAUCGCGGAUCUCGGUACACAAUUCUUCCUUCGUGAAGAGGACAUUGGUCGACCUCGAGCUGAAGUCACCGCUCCCCGACUUGCCGAACUCAACUCUUACGUCCCUAUCAAGAUUCUCCCUGGAGCAGGCGAAAUCACACCGGAAAUGAUCGAGCCUUACCAGAUUGUUGUACUCACCAACGCCACUGUCAGGAAGCAAGUAGAGAUCGACGAGUACUGUAGGCAAAAGGGGAUCUAUUUUAUCGCAGCGGAUGUGAGGGGUCUAUUCGGCAGCGUGUUCAACGACUUUGGCAAGGAUUUUGCUUGUGUCGACCCUACAGGAGAGAACCCUCUAAGCGGAAUGAUUGUCGAGAUUGACGAGGAUGAGGAUGCUAUUGUUACCUGUCUUGACGAAACGCGACAUGGACUUGAAGACGGCGACUUUGUCACUUUCUCUGAGAUUAAGGGUAUGGAGGGUUUGAACGGCUGUGAGCCUAGAAAGAUCUCUGUCAAGGGUCCUUACACUUUCUCAAUCGGCGACACCCGUGGGUUGGGCAAGUACAAAUCUGGCGGUCUCUUCACCCAAGUGAAGAUGCCCAAGAUUCUUCAAUUUAAAACCCUUAAAGAGUCCCUCACUAACCCCGAGUUCUUCAUCACCGACUUUGCCAAAUGGGACCGACCCGCUGCCUUGCACGUUGGUUUCCAGGCUCUUUCUGCAUUUUACGAAAAGGCCGGUCAUCUUCCUCGACCUCGUAACGCCGCCGACGCCGAGCAAGUCAUUUCUCUCGCUAAGGAGAUCCACUCUGCUGCUGGAGGCGAAGACGUCCUUGACGAGAAGAUUCUCACCGAGCUUUCUUACCAAGCUACUGGAGACCUUUCCCCUAUGGUUGCCGUCAUUGGUGGUUUCGUCGCUCAAGAAGUCCUCAAGGCUUGUUCCGCCAAAUUCCACCCCAUGCAACAAAACAUGUACUUUGACUCACUCGAGUCUCUCCCUGCUACCCUUCCUUCUGAGGCUGACGUCCAGCCUCUUGGAUCUCGAUACGACGGGCAAAUCGCCGUCUUCGGUAAGGCCUUUCAGGAAAAGAUUUCCAACACUCGCGAGUUCCUUGUCGGUUCGGGUGCUAUCGGUUGUGAGAUGUUGAAGAAUUGGAGCAUGAUGGGCCUUGCCACUGGUCCCAACGGUAUCAUUCAUGUUACCGACCUGGACACCAUUGAAAAGAGUAACUUGAACCGACAGUUCUUGUUCAGAGCCAAGGAUGUGGGCAAGUUCAAGGCUGAAAGUGCGGCUGCUGCCGUUGCGGACAUGAACCCCAAUUUGAAGGGCAAGAUCAUUGCUCACGAUGACAGGGUCGGCCCCGAGACUGAAAAUGUCUAUGGUGAUGAAUUCUUCGCCAAUCUUGAUGGCGUCACCAAUGCCCUCGAUAACGUGUCAGCGCGUCAGUACAUGGACCGACGAUGUGUGUUCUACUGCAAGCCUCUCCUUGAGUCUGGUACUCUUGGUACCAAGGCCAAUACUCAGGUCGUUGUUCCUCACCUCACCGAGUCAUAUUCAUCUUCCCAGGACCCUCCUGAGAAGUCUAUUCCCUCUUGUACCGUCAAGAACUUCCCGAAUGCCAUUGAGCACACCAUCCAAUGGGCCCGAGAAGCGUUCGAUUCUUUCUUCGUCAAUCCUCCUACUACUGUCAACCUUUAUCUUUCUCAACCAGAUUUUGUCGAGACCACCCUCAAGUCUUCUGGCCAGCACCACGAGCAUCUCAAACAGAUUGAGAAAUACCUUGUGAAGGAGAGGCCCAUGUCUUUCGAGGAGUGUAUCAUGUGGGCCAGGUUACAAUAUGAGAACAACUAUGUAAAUGAGAUCAAGCAGUUGUUGUUCAACUUGCCCAAGGACCAAGUUAACGCCAACGGCACUCCCUUCUGGUCCGGACCCAAGAGGGCUCCCACCGCUCUUGCCUUCAACAUUGACGAUCCUCUUGAUAUGGAGUACCUCAUCGCCGCUGCCAACCUUCACGCUUUCAACUACGGUCUCAAGGGCGAGCGAGACCCUGCUUUAUUCCGAAAGGUGGUCGAGUCUAUGAACGUCCCCGAGUUCACUCCUAAGAGCGGUGUCAAGAUCCAGAUCAAUGAAAAUGAACCUGUUGAAAACAACGGUAACGAUGAUGAAGAUGACAUUGAAGCUAUUGUUUCUUCUCUUCCCCCUCCUGCUUCUCUCGCUGGUUUCCGACUUCAACCUGUUGACUUCGAGAAGGAUGAUGACUCUAAUCACCACAUUGACUUCAUCACCGCCGCUUCCAACUUGCGUGCCCGAAACUAUGGCAUCACCCUUGCCGAUAGGCAUAAGACCAAACUCAUCGCAGGAAAGAUUAUCCCUGCCAUCGCUACAACCACUGCUCUCGCUGUCGGUUUGGUUUGCUUGGAACUUUACAAGUUGAUUGACGGCAAGAACAAGCUUGAGGACUACAAAAACGGUUUCGUGAAUUUGGCGUUGCCCUUCUUCGGUUUCUCUGAGCCUAUUGCGGCGGCGAAGCAAAAGUAUGGCGAGACUGAGUGGACUUUGUGGGACAGGUUUGAGAUCGAGGGCAAUCCUACGUUGCAGCAAUUCCUGGAAUGGUUCCAGGAGAACCACAAGUUGGAAGUACAAAUGGUUUCUCAGGGUGUUUCCAUGUUGUGGUCCUCUUUCGUCCCCUCUAAGAAGGCUGCCGACCGAAUGAGGAUGCGUAUGAGCGAGCUUGUCGAACACGUCGGCAAGAAGCCAAUCCCUCCUCAUGUCAAGAACUUAUUGGUGGAGGUUAUGGUUAAUGAUGAGAAUGACGAGGAUGUCGAGGUGCCCUAUGUGUUGGUGCACAUCUAAAGUGCCAAUAGAAGGGGAAGAUGCGAAGAAAUAAGAAGUUCCAUGUAGAGCAUUGUCUUUAACAAAACCUAGCAGUGAUGCAGUGUGAUUCUGUAUUUCUC
Molecule: messenger RNA, 3289 nt
Organism: Cryptococcus deneoformans JEC21
Lineage: Eukaryota; Fungi; Basidiomycota; Tremellomycetes; Tremellales; Cryptococcaceae
Exons: 13
Coding region: 141-3188 (1015 amino acids)
Biological process (GO): ubiquitin-dependent protein catabolic process; protein ubiquitination; DNA damage response
Cellular component (GO): nucleus; cytoplasm
Molecular function (GO): ubiquitin activating enzyme activity
Source: RefSeq, a predicted model, not a curated record